Emericellopsis cladophorae is the source of this 783-nucleotide messenger RNA. RefSeq lists its product as uncharacterized. Gene Ontology annotation, molecular function: oxidoreductase activity. The transcript is spliced from 3 exons. Lineage: Eukaryota; Fungi; Ascomycota; Sordariomycetes; Hypocreales; Bionectriaceae. The record is from RefSeq and is a predicted model, not a curated record. Bases 1 to 783 code for a protein of 260 amino acids.
AUGACAGCCGACACUCUCAGUCUCUCCGGCAAGAUCGCCAUCGUCACCGGCUCCGGUCGCGAAAACGGCAUCGGCGCCGGCAUCGCGUACGUCCUCGCGCGCAACGGCGCCUCCGUGGUGGUCAACCAUGUAUCGGAUGCUUCCAAGGCGCGCGCCGCCCGUGUCGCUGACACCCUACGCGCGCUGGGCGGCCAGGCCAUUGUCGUGCAGUCGGCGGUGGACACCAUCGAGGGGGCCCGUCAUCUCGUCCAGCAGACCCUCCUAGGCUUCCAGACGGACCACAUUGAUAUUCUGGUCAACAACGCGGGCGUGGCCUUCUUCAGCCGCAUCACAGAGGAGCCCAACGUCGAGGAGCUGGCCAAGAUCUUUCAGACCAACACCCUCGGUCCCUUUUACAUGGUGAACGCGGUCAUUCCGUACAUGCCAAGCGGGGGCCGCAUCAUCAACGUCAGCUCAACCAACUCCAAGAGAGGAAACGCCCAUGUUUCCACGUAUGCAGCGUCCAAGGCUGCCCUGGAUAGUCUGACCUGGACAUGGGCGGAGGAGCUUGGUCGCAGCAGAGGCCUCACCGUCAACUCGGUGGCCCCUGGCCCAGUCAAGACCGACCUCUACCCCGAGGGACUGGCGGACGAUCUCAUGCAGCCCGAGAUUGCCCUGACACGUGCUGCGGACCGCGCAGGUACGAUUGAGGACAUUGGGGAUGCGGUACUCCUCCUGAUCAACGAAAAGGCCAGGUGGAUCACGGGACAGUACAUUGGCGUGAACGGCGGUGUUACGUACUGA